Enhydra lutris kenyoni (northern sea otter) is the source of this 972-nucleotide messenger RNA. Its product is annotated as olfactory receptor 5M11-like. Gene Ontology annotation, cellular component: membrane. The record is from RefSeq and is a predicted model, not a curated record. Gene Ontology annotation, molecular function: olfactory receptor activity; G protein-coupled receptor activity; odorant binding. Gene Ontology annotation, biological process: sensory perception of smell; G protein-coupled receptor signaling pathway. Lineage: Eukaryota; Metazoa; Chordata; Mammalia; Carnivora; Mustelidae.
AUGGCCCUACUUCCCCCACACAAUGGCACCGAAGCAACUGAGUUCAUCCUGCUGGGACUGACCAGCCAACGAGAGGUGCAGCCUAUCCUUUUUGUGGUGUUUCUCCUGAUUUACCUCAUCACCCUGACAGGGAACUUGAUUGCAUUAAUCAGACUCACUCCCCGGCUGCAAACACCCAUGUACUUUUUCCUCACCCACUUAGCAUGCGUGGAUAUUUUUUAUUCUACUAAUGUCUCUCCUCAGAUGCUUGUUAAUUUCCUCUCUGAGAAGAAAACCAUUUCUUACACGGGGUGUCUGGCCCAGUGUUUUAUUUUGGUGACUCUGCUCCUUACUGAAUAUUACAUGCUUGGUGCCAUGGCCUAUGACAGGUACAUGGCUAUCUGCCAUCCCCUGCAUGUAAGAGCAGAGAUGUCCAGGCCACUUUGCAUCUGCCUUGUCACUUUUCCCUACCUCUGGGGUUCUCUGGUGGGCACAAUGCAGGUAAUAUUGACCUCUCGCUUGUCCUUUUGCGGACCUAACGUCACCAACCAUUUCUACUGUGCUGACCCACCCCUCCUCAUGCUGACAUGUUCUGACACUUACAUAAAGCAGACUGCCCUGUUUGUGUCUGCGGGGAUUAACCUCACUGGUUCCCUACUCAUCAUCCUCAUCUCCUAUGUUUUCAUUUUCAUCACCAUCAUGAGGAUCCGUUCCAGUGAAGGGCAGUGCAAAGCCUUCUCCACUUGUGGCUCUCACCUGACUGCUGUCACCAUGUUCUAUGGGUCCCUAUUCUGCAUGUAUCUGAGACCAGCAAAUGAGCAGUCUGUAGAACAAGGGAAAAUUGUGGCCGUGGUUUGUAUCUUUGUGAAUCCCAUGUUGAAUCCAUUUAUCUACAGCCUGAGGAACAAAGAUGUGAAACAGGCUUUGAGAGCAGUGUUUGUGAUAAACCUUUGUACAGUGGAGAAAAGGUCUAUUUUGACAGUCUCCCAAUGA